This is a messenger RNA of Plasmodium cynomolgi strain B, 2595 nucleotides long. RefSeq lists its product as hypothetical. The record is from RefSeq and is a predicted model, not a curated record. Bases 1 to 2595 code for a protein of 864 amino acids. NCBI's taxonomy places the organism in Eukaryota, Apicomplexa, Aconoidasida, Haemosporida, Plasmodiidae. The transcript is spliced from 2 exons.
AUGUUGAAGAAAAAAAAGGACACAAAUGUGAAGGAAAAGUUAAAAACGGCGACGAACGGAAUGAGUUACAAAAAUUGGGAAAAAAAUCCCAAAGGGGAAGUGCUAGAUAAGGAGGAAGAUUUCAAACACCUGGAAGAAAAGGAACAUGAAAUAGAAAAAAUAUCGAGAAGAAUUUACGAAGAAAAUAGUAAAAUAAAAAAAAUCAAUUUGCAUCAUAAAAUAAUUAAGGAAGAAUUUGAAAAGAAAAAAUUAAUCGAUCAAAAUGACGAAAGAAAUGAGAGAAUUAUCUACAACAACAAUAUGAAAAUUCUUGUUAAUGAGUACAAUACUUUAAAAAAAAACAUCAGUAACUUAGCCACACAGGAAAAGGAACAAAACGCGCAAAAUGAAAAGCUAAAAGUGGAGCUGAAUGAACUCAUUAAAGAAAAAGACACUCUGGAGAAAAAACACAGAGAAGAUUUCAAAAUGCUACAGCAAAAAUUGAAGGAGCAAAAAAUACUAUCGUCUGAACAGAAAAUACACGAGCUAAUCAAGAUGAAGUAUAACUGUAAGGAAAGGAGAAAUAACAAAGCGGCGGAGGGAUCCGAGGACGAGUUGACGCGAAGAAACGAAAGACACGCCACUUCCUCGGCCGUCAGCAACGAUAAUAACUGUAGGAACCUCUCUGGGGAAGGAAAUCUCGCAAAUGACAACUACUACCUCCUGGAUGAAGCAGACUACGAAGAUGAAAAGAAAAAAAAACUAAACGCAAAAAUAAUAUUCCUAAAGAAACUAUGCCUGAGAAUCCUAUUUAUUAACGAAUAUCAAAAGCAAAAUAUUAAAAAGUUGGAAGAAAACAUCGAAAAUAUGAACAAGGCAAUCAAUUCUAUAAGCAUUUUGACAUCCAAAAAAGGAGACUUUGAUCACAUCAUUAUAAACUUAAAUGCGUCCAAGGAAAAAAACUACAGUCUUAUUUCGAGAAUUAACCUACUAAAUUACGAAACGAACGUUUUAACCCAGUUGAAUAAAAAAAUGAAGGAGAAAUUUAAAAAUAUCAACCUCCAAAAUGACGAAAUGGUUAACUUAAAAAAAGAAAUUACAAACAAAAUGAACGACAAAAUGACUCAUAUUAAGACAUCCCUACUCAAUAAUCAAGAAACAUGCAAGUUAAAAAAAAAAUGCUUCCACGAUUGUGUCAUGUACUUGAAAUGCCUAUACGAUUUUAUCAAACAAUUUGAAAAUAUGAACAACAAAUUAAAUCUAAGGACACAAAUUAUAAAUAAAGAAAAGAACUUCCAUUUUAAUUACAUCCAUAAGUACAAUGAAGAAAUUCUGGUCGAUGAGAAUCACCUAAAUGACUUUUUAAUAUUUAUUGAAAAAUAUAUUUACGCUCUUAAUUUUUACCUUCCUUCUCCUACAUUCAAUUACAAAAACUUUAUCAUUGAAAACCCCAAUUUUAACGUUCUCGGUUCUGCCUUAUCGGCGCAUUCUAUAGAUUCUGCCUCGAACGAGAACGCUCAAUUUAGCGCACUCAAUUGUGUCACCUCCGAAAAUGAAUUCGGCGCGUCUGAAGGGGGUUCUCCACAGGAAGACGAAAAAUUGAUAAAUGAGCCCGUAAGUAAGGGGCCGAUAAAUGUAGACCCCCCCAGUGCUGGCGACCCCUUGAAUGGUGACGACUCCCUGAAUGAUACUACCCAAGGAGUCGAUCAGCUCGAGAGCAUUCCCACAGAAGGGGACCAAGCGGAGGCGCAGCAUACAGAGGCACACGACCAAAAUUUUGCACCAAAUGAAGUGGGAAACGACCCAAGUGAAGCACAACAAAAGGAGGAAGAACACCAAGACGAACUUAACAAAGAGAACGAACUAAGCGACAACCAAAUUGGCCAGCACGCUGCGGAGAAUAGCCAGAAGGGAAACCCCAUUGCAGAAGUAGAAAAAGAAGACCAUAAGUUACAAGGUGGGCACCAGGAGGAAGAAGCGGGAGGAGGAGUAGAAGAAGAGGAAGAAAAAAAUGCCAUAGAGGAAGAACAACCAAAGGAGAGUGAAUCUCUAAGCGAAACAAAACGAAGUGAUAACUUGGAAGGUGGAAAUGGACAACAUGGUAAUGAUUUACCAAAUGGGGAGAAUGAAGGAGACGUGUCGAAAGUGGCACCGAAGGAGGGAAGUUCACCUGGCGAGCAAAUGGAGAAUGAGGGUACGCCUAACGAAGAAGAAGUGAAGGUACCAGAUGAGGAAGAGGCGAUCGUGCCAGGUGAGGAAAAGGCGAUCGUGCCAGAUGAGGAAGAGGCGGUCGUGCCAGAUAAGGAAGAGGCGAUCGUGCCAGAUGAGGAAGAGCCGAUCGUGCCAGGUGAAGAGCAAAGCAACGCACCCAAAGGUGAGCAGGAAUCUUCACCAAAUGAGGAGGAAGUGAACACACCGGGGGAAGAACCGCUAAACGCGCCAAGCGAAGCGCAGACAACCCCCGAGGCCGCAGAUCUAGAGGGAGAAAACGAAAACUACAAUUUAAAUCACUUUAAUUCGCGCAGCAUCGAAUACGAUAAGCUAAAAGAAGAAAUUCCUACCGAAUUGUUAAUGAAAAAAUAUGACUCUAAGAAAAGUUCAACAGCUGCAAAUUAG